GCACCAUGCUCUCGACCGACGACACCAUAUCUCCGGCAACAUCGACUGGUCGGGGGUUUUACCUCCCAAACACGACACUCCGCAUUCGUGAGCAUUUGCCACCGGAACCUCUGGCGGGCCCCAUGUCGGUUAUGACAGCUCGACGGAGACAGAUCGGUCGAGUACGUCGCUAAGAUUUACGACGGCGUCGACUAUCCCCGGCUCGAUCACCGUCGUAGACCCAUUCUCCCCUGGGAUUGUAUGUUGCGCGCCGACUGUGACUACAGCCUCGAGGCCUGGGCCUACAAGAUGAUGCAACCCGUCAUUGGAGGAACUGUCGUGCCGGCCUACUUUGGAUCAUGGACCUUCUCCCUGGACACGGGCCGGCCCAACCAACAGCGAUGGGUCCGGAUGAUCCUUAUUGAGCUUGUUGAGGGAGAAUCCAUGCUGGACAUGAUGCUGCCGGCUACCAUGGACAAGCAUGGUGAGAAAGGUGUGGUCGACUACUCCCGGUUGCCGCCCGAGGAUUUCCGCCUCCGCGUCCUCCAGAACAUUCUGAAGCCGAGAUCAUCAUCCCGUGGGAGACUGGGGUGAGGAGCUACGACGUGCAUCCGCGGAAUAUCAUGGUCAAGCCCGACGACAGCGUGGUUCUCAUUGACUUCAACCGGGCCUACAUUCGCGAGUUCACCGCGGACUAUGACAAAGACCCAAAAAGAAUGAUCCGACCUCGUUACCGCGACUUUCGCCCAUCGUCGCAUACUGGCCGUAUUUUAGGCGGUACUGGUCUGAAUGGCUUCCCCAGGGCUGGCACGAGAAUCGAGAGCUUGCGGCGGAAUGGUUGAUCGAGA
This is a messenger RNA of Chaetomium strumarium, 827 nucleotides long. RefSeq lists its product as uncharacterized. The coding region runs from base 241 to 573 and encodes 110 amino acids. The record is from RefSeq and is a predicted model, not a curated record. The transcript has 2 exons. NCBI's taxonomy places the organism in Eukaryota, Fungi, Ascomycota, Sordariomycetes, Sordariales, Chaetomiaceae.